Talaromyces atroroseus is the source of this 1779-nucleotide messenger RNA. RefSeq lists its product as hypothetical. The coding region runs from base 1 to 1779 and encodes 592 amino acids. Lineage: Eukaryota; Fungi; Ascomycota; Eurotiomycetes; Eurotiales; Trichocomaceae. The record is from RefSeq and is a predicted model, not a curated record. The transcript is spliced from 5 exons.
AUGUCUCUGGAACAGACGCUGGAAGACGAGCGACAAGAGCUGCUGCGCAACCUCGACGGGCUGAAGAGCUCCAAGGCCGACGGGCGCGGUAGGAAGAGCACUGGCAACAAGAGGGAAAAGACCAACCGGCGCGCCUCGGUGAGCAGCCCGCUGGCCAGCUCGUCGCCCUGGACCAACACGCUGUUCUCCGAAUGGGACGACGGUCUCUACGAGGCCAGCGAUGCAGAGCCCGAGCGGCGCGCAUCGGACAGUGUGGCGGUGACGCAGCGCAGGAAGAAGGACGAAGUCGACAUUGACGCGGGCUUUCUGUACGGCAUGCAGCCGAGUUUCCGGCACACACCGCCGCCGCGCUACUCUGCUAGGCCGCCCCAGUCCGUUCCCGACGUCGUCCAGCCUUCCCCGUCUCUCCCCGCCAGCAAACACCUACCGCCAACCACCAAAACCAGAAUGGAGAAGUCAGCAGAGCGCACAUCCGACCGCAACGGCCGUCUGCCCAAGGACAGGGUCGAGAGCGCCGACGAGAACUCGGACUACGUGGAAAGCAGCGACGAAGCGGACGACACUAGCUCUGAGGAAGACGUUCACGAUAUCCGGAAAGGCCCUGUCGCCCCGCGUGGCAGAAGCAAGGUCAAGGCAGAGCCCUCGCCGGGUGUGUCUCCCGCGCGCUCACCAGCGCCCCCUGGAGGUUGGAGCGGGAAAAGAGGCCCUGGUCCGCUGCCGCCGGGCAGUCCCAGGGUGGGCGGCGCACUGAGUCUGUUCAACGAGCUACAGGAAGAGCAGGAACUCAACGGUCCCCUCGUCACGCAUCGCGGGGCCAAUGGACGCAGGACGGUGCUGUCACCGGGACCCCGGAAGUCUGGCGUCCACCCAAACACCAGCUACGAUCACAAUGGAUCCAGUGUGAAUACCCCAGUCGGCUCAGACGAUGAAAAUGAUCUCUACGACAUCAAACAGGCGCAGAAUCUCAGCAUCCACAUGUCCUCCGUUGACGCAUCCAUCCCCGACCGGGCGAUCCGCACAAUCAUCCGCGGCGACUUCCCGCGUCUGCAACAAGAAGCUGAAGAAGGGCUCCGGCGGCAGCGGAAAUACCUGGUUGCGACAGAUCUCAGCGAAGAAUCCGUAUACGCACUGGAGUGGACCAUCGGCACGAUUCUCCGCGACGGAGAUACGCUCUUUGCAAUGUAUGCGGUCGCCGACGAGAACGCUUCUGGAGUCGACCUCUCGAGCGGCGUGCAAAUUGGCGACGGCGCAACAGUCAUCAGGCAUACGGCCGACGUAGUGGGCAAACAAACCGAGAAGACGGCGAUGAAAUACCAGGCGUCGUCGAGUUUGCUCCCAAACGCUCUGGCAGCGUAUUUUGGCACGGACAGCAAGGUCAAUUCGCGGAAUAACUCGGUCGAUGCGCGCGCCUUGUCACGCGCUGAACAAGAACGCUCGCGUGCUAUACAUGAUAUAUCGAACACCUGCGUGCGUCUGCUGAGGAAGACCAUGCUACAGGUCCGCGUGGCUGUUGAAGUUAUUCAUUGCAAGAGCCCCAAACACUUGCUCACCGAGGCUAUUGACGGACUCGAGCCUACCCUAGUUAUUCUCGGUUCCAGAGGCCGAAGUGCUAUAAAGGGCGUACUCCUCGGUUCGUUCUCCAAUUACCUCGUCACAAAAUCCUCAGUACCCGUGAUGGUGGCUCGCAAGAAGCUGAAAAAGCACGCCAAAAAGACACGCAUCCGAUUAUCCAACAAUCUUACCACCCCGAGAGGUCUGGCUGGAGCAAAAAUUGAUUAA